Tetranychus urticae (two-spotted spider mite) is the source of this 2399-nucleotide messenger RNA. RefSeq names its product THO complex subunit 5 (gene thoc5). The record is from RefSeq and is a predicted model, not a curated record. Gene Ontology annotation, biological process: mRNA export from nucleus. Gene Ontology annotation, cellular component: THO complex part of transcription export complex. Gene Ontology annotation, molecular function: mRNA binding. Lineage: Eukaryota; Metazoa; Arthropoda; Arachnida; Trombidiformes; Tetranychidae.
CCAAUAGAUUCUUUUCUAUCAAAGUGUGCUUUUUGUUGCAAAUGUUAUUUAUGUUCAUCAAAAAUAAACAAUUACUGAUUCUUAUACUCUAGCAAAAUGCAGUCCGAUAAAAGUUCUCAUGAUAGAAAAGUUCGUCGUAAACAAUCAACCCCCUCAUCAUCCAGUUCAUCCUUGAAUUCAUCAUCUUCAUCGAAAAAGGAGUCAACUAGUAGCAAAAAAGAGAUGAGAACAUCGACCAAAUCCUCAACAAAUAAUUCUUUAAAUUCGUCAUCGAUCAAAUCAAAUGAGACAACUGUUAAUGUGAUGAAUGUAACAUUAACUGCUAUUGAUCACGAAGAGAAAGAGGCUCUAAGCCGUGAUCCAGAACAAGAUGUAGAAACAUUCAAUCAUACCUGCGACGAAAUCAGAACUAAGCUGGCAGAAAUGAAGAUUUGCAAGAAGGAUAAUAAUACAGAAAAUGAUCCGGACUUCAAUAAACGUAAAUUGGAAAUUGCCAUGGCCUUUUUGGAAUUGAAAAGACUCAAUAGAUUUGAUAAAAUCAGAUGUAAACAUGCUCGUGAUCUUGUUACUGAGGAGAAACAAAAGGUUGACGGUUUUCAUUUACAAUUACAAAAUUUGAUGUAUGAAGUUCUCCAUUUACAAAAAGAAAUCAACAAAUGUCAUGAAUUUAAAUCGAGAGAUGAAACUAUUGAACUUGUCAGCUUAGAACAAUUCUAUGAGGAAGCACCGGAGGAUGUUACAAAGCCACUAAAAGAAUCAGAGGAUGCUCACAAACGUACUCUCGCACGAUUAGAAUGGGAAUUGGAACAACGUAAAAGGCUGGCGUCCACUUUGCAAGACAAGAUGGCUUUAAAAGAAUUGAUUGUGGAGGAUAUCGAAAAAGAGAAAAAACGUUUGGAAAGUUUAAGACCAAUAUUGAUGAGUGUUGUUGAGGCGGCUCAACCUUUACAAUCGCAGCUAGGUUUACCUCUUCAAGUGAAUGAUAACCAGCAUGAAAAAGCAUCGUAUUUGUCUCGACCUAUGUAUGUAUUAUUUGUGAAUGCUUGUGCCAUGAAGGAAGCUUACAAGGAAAAUUUUGCCGUGUCAAUCAACGGAAAUGUAGAUGAAGCCAAAGCAACACAAUUUUCAAAUAUAAUUGAAGAUGAAGAAAGUGCUGAAUCCGAUGCUGAGGAUCGUAAGGGCAAGCGUCAUCGUAAAUCAAAAAUGGAUAAGAAAGAGUUGAUGAUGAAAAAAUUGAUCUCUGCUCAUCCUCUUUCAGUCAAUUUAAACUUUGCCGAUAAAGAGUCUGGCACAAAGUUAUCGUUAGAAUUUUUUCAUAUGAUAAAUCUCAACAUUAUAACCGUCAAAGUGAAUAUAACUGGAGAAUAUGAUAUCAGUAGAAGUGAACUUUUAGGCUCACAUAUCUUGGAUAACUUAUUUGAAAAAGACGACGGCUUAACAUCGCCCAAUAUAGCAAACGAUUACCAGUUAAAAGCAGCAAGAAUCGAUAACUUUAGCGAUCUCAGUAAUAAAAUUGGGUAUGCUUACAAAUGGGCGCAAACUUUAUGUGGCUUGAAUUUCCUUCCAAGGGAUGAAGAUAAACAAAGCGUCUCCUACAAUUUCACCCAAAUUAUGGAUAUCAUCAAAAGUCGUUUCACACAUCGAACAGGUCUUCAUCAAAUAAUUCUUGAAUUGGAAAGAGGUUCAGUCUCUUUACCUUCUAGUCUUGUUUCUGUGGCUUUCAACAAAAUGAGCUGUUUAAUUAAAGAUUGGAAACCAUCAAGUUUAGACGAGUGGUUGACUGUAACCACAGGUCAAAAUAUGUUCGAUUUCAGUUUAAUUGAUGGUUCUGAACAUUUUUUCAAAGUAACGCUCGUGAGAGGAUCAGCUUCACUCAAAGCUUUAGUUGCUUUACCUACUGAUUAUCCCAAUAGUUCUCCCCUGUUCCAAUUAACCUUGAAUUGGCAAUCUGAAAAGACCAGUUCAAUGGACACAUCAUUGCGAGAUUUAGAAUAUUAUGUAAAUAUUAAAUGCAUCGAAUCUGUCUUGGAAUCGGAGAAAAUUCGCACCUUGGCAAUACAAAUUUAUACAUUAUGCGUUGGAUUCGACACUUUUCUCGAAGCAGAGCAGAAUCAUUCUGGUGCUGAAGGCCCAAUGGAAUUUCCAAAAGGAAGAAUAUUUUCCCACAACUAUAGUGGCCGAGAUCAUAGUAAACCUUUUGAAUAUGCUCAUGAAUAUGGCAUUUUUAGGUGAUGAUGACUUUUGAUCAUUUUGCCUAUCUUCAUUUUUUUUAUAAUAUCAUUGUCCAAAUAGAAUAAACAUGUAUCAAAAUUGAAAAAAUUAUGUAAACUACCAAUUGAACAUUGAAUCUAGAAUUAUAUUUUGGUUUUUUUUCUAUAAAAUUUAUUGUUAUUCCUCAA